Messenger RNA from Epinephelus moara (kelp grouper), 5057 nucleotides. Its product is annotated as myomegalin-like. The record is from RefSeq and is a predicted model, not a curated record. The transcript is spliced from 17 exons. Bases 956 to 3568 code for a protein of 870 amino acids. Lineage: Eukaryota; Metazoa; Chordata; Actinopteri; Perciformes; Serranidae.
AAUAAAAAGGGUUUCCUUUGAGGGCACAAUUCAAGCCUUCAGUGCAAAAAAGACUUACUGUAUGUUGGGAGCUGAGAUGGGCAACAGUGGAAAGAGAAAAAGGGCAAUUUAGCAGGGUUGCAAACAAAAAACUUAGAAAAGAGGGAGACUCAGAGUGCAGCUGCAAGUUUCCUCAGGCAGUUGAGUCAGUUUUUUGUUCACCACAGAGCUAAUUAUAAGAAUAAUUUCUGUAUUUUUGCAUUUAAAUUCAUUUCAUGCUUCACCUCAUCACAUGUUGGUGGGGGGAAAUCUCAAAACUGUUUUAUUUGAGCUGCACUGGGGAUACAAUCUGGCUGAUCUGCUGUGGUUCAACAUUUGGACAUCAUCCUGUUGUUGCAGCAAAUACACAAAUCCUUUAAAUCUGCUCUGUAGAUCAACUAUUCUUUUGGUUUUCUGGCUUCAGUCUGCACUUUCCAUAUGCUUGCCUUUCUGACCUUACAGUUCUGGCUACCUUAGAACCUGAUUUGGGAUCUAUUUGGGUUACCACCUGCGGCCCCAGCCCAUAGGUGUGUGUGUGUGUGUGUGUGUGUGUGUGUGUGUGUGUGUGUGUGUGUAGGAAGCCACCAAAAUCUAUCUCCCUGGGAAGCCCGAACUUAAUCGGAGGAUUUACUCUGCUUUUCACCUGAUCGCUCACACGCUCUGUCAUCCCUUCAUCUCUUUAUCCCUCGCUCACGCUCUGCCUGUCCACUGUACCUGCUGUCACACACAGUCUGGGGUCAAGACCUCAGCCGCUGAACUAAUGAGACACGCUCGGUUACCUCUGGAAACACGGCUGGGAGGAAAAACUGCAAUAGAAAGAAUUUUAAACAUCUAAGGAGUCUGAAGGACAGGAAAGAAAACGGGGGAGGGAUGGUCAGUCAGUAGCCCAGGCAGAGGGCCGUUGGCCAGGGGAAGCAGAGGGAGCUGAAGGUGACUGAUGGCUCCUUUGUGGAAGGCCAUGCUGUCGAAAAGCAGCCCUCUGUACAGGGACUCUCUGUUCUCCUUCUCUCUGUGGGAAUGGAAAGCUCAGGAGAGAGAACUGCUGCUGCUGAAGAAACUCACCGACAGGGAGAGGAGAGCACUGCUCACACAACUUGAAAAACUCAGUAAGGAGCUGCAGCAGAAGGACAAGGUCAUCGAGUCUCUCCGCGCCAAACUAAACCAGCACCACCACCAUCAUCACCCUCAUCGCUCUGACACGCCCUGCAGCAGCCACGCCCUCUCUGACACCACAGACCAGUCGGAUCGCAUCUCCUAUGUGUCUGACGAGCAUGGAUCCACGAAUGAUGAUCUGGAUCUUUGCUCUGACAUGGACGCUGCCAGCGAGCUCGGUCAGAAGGAAACUCGGUCUUCUACCAGAGUCAGCACAGAUUGCCACUCUCACAGUGGCACCAUGUCACAUCAUUCGUCUGUCCCUCCCUCCAUCACCUCAUCCCACAGAGCCCAGUCCUGCCUUAGCUGUCCCAGCAUGCAUUGCCCCAGCUCGCCACACAAAUCCGCAGACAUGCAGAGUCAGACAGCUCCAGCCUCAGUCUUCACCUCUACCCCCUUCCACCCUCCCCCCACCUGCUCCUCCACCCAGAGGAUACCUAUGCCCUUCCAUCCCCACCCCACAACCCUGCGCACCCGUUACCAAGGCAACAGGGGAGUGGGUUUUUCCUUGGCUGAGGUGCAUCAAGAGCUGCAGAUGUUACAGAGGCAGCUGGGGGACAGUGAGAGGUUUUCCACUCCCCAGUCCAAACCACUUCAGGGUUUCCCAUUUACCCACCAGCAGCCCGACUCCUCUGCCUUCCUGCCUCUCUCCUACCAUGGAUACCAGCCUUCUCCUUUCAGCAGCGCUACCAGCAGCAGUCUGGAUGCCAGCUCAGCAAUGAAAGCUGGGGCCAGUCUGCUGGAGAGCAGUGCAUUGUGGGAUUUGAGCUAUGGUACCAGACCGGUGAGACUCGGAGCUGACCUGUCUUCAGGAUCCUCAGGGUACCAGUCAGGCACCAGCAACACAGGUUCUGACCUGAUGAAGGAGCACCUGAGGGAAAUCAGGAGUCUGAGACAGAGACUGGAGGACUCCAUCCAGACCAACGACCGCCUACGACAGCAACUGGAGGAGAGACUGGCUCGCACCGUCACUGAGAAAGGUGCUCCCACCAACAUCUACAUCCAGGGUCUGGACUCUGUCGGCCAGCUCUCCAGUGAGAUCAGACUUCUAAAAGAGGAGAACGUCAGUCUGCAGAACCAGCUGAAGCAGGCCACAAGAGAGAGCAGCAAGGAGGCAGAGCAGUUGAAGAAAGCGGAGCUAGAGGCAGAGAGGUGGGCGGAGCAAAGCAGGAAGCUGCAAGCUGAGGCUGAUGCACACAGUGAAGAGAUUGCACAACUGAAACAGGACAGACAGAAGAACCAGGAAGCCAUCAACAGACUCCAGCAUGAGGUAAGCGUUCUCCAGCAGCAGCUCUGUGAAAGCCGCAGCAUGGUCCACUCUCUUCAGUGUGAGCUGCAGGUGUACCACAGAGUGUGUGGAGUCAACACAAACACACACACAGCAGGUCAGGCAAGUCAAGAUGCCAAACUUGGACUCAGCACUACGACCUUUGACCCCAGAGAGCUGCACAUUCAGCUGGAGCAGCAGCUGAGCGGACAGGCUGACACACAGCCUCGAUCCAGAAGACAGCUGUUCAACGAAAACGUUCCCUCGCCACCUGUGAGAGACACUGGACUCGUCAGUCCUUCUUCUCCUCUACAUCCUGCGCAGAAACAUGUAGCAGAAACUGGAGCAGCUGAUCAAGCAGCCUCGGCCCUGCAAGGUCAAGCCCCAGACGGCUCAUUUGCCAACAGUCAUGGCCGCCAUGCAGUGGGCCACAUUAAUGACUUCAAGGCUCUGCAGCAGCAAAUUCUGGAGGGCAGCACUCUCCUCAACAAGAUGGAUGCUACCCUUUAUUCCCUGAGCACCCCACAGGAGUUCAGCCUUCAUCAGCCUUCAGACUCAGGUUCUGUCAGGAAGCUGCUGUCUGACACUAAAACCCUGCGACAGAUCCUGGAGGAGGCCGACUCUCUGCUCCGCAUGUUCUGGAGAGCAGCUCUGCCAAACCACCAGGAAACCAAACAGGAUGAGUCUCUGAGGGAGGAGGUCGCCUCUCUCCGUCUGAGACUCUCAGAACAAGAGCAGGCUCUAAAGGACACCAUGGAGAGAGUGAAGAGCUCCAACCGCACCAAAGAUAGCAUGGAGCACUUUAUAGUCAACCAACUGUCCAGAACACGGGACGUGUUGAAGAAAGCAAAGACAAACUUACAGGAGAACGAGCUCAGGAUUUCCUCCCUUCGCCGUGCCUCUUCCUUCCACAUCUCCCCUUCUCCCUCUUCUUUCUCCCCCUCUUCCUCUUCCUCUUCUUCUUCCUCACAGCCCUGGCCUGGUAAAGGUGAAAACACAGGAGGCUUCUGUGAACUCGCCUUCUCUACUGGUUGGAGUGUCUUAAAGACUUCCUCCAUCUCCUCCUCCUCCUCCUCUGCUGUCUUGGGCCCGGCUCAGCACCAGCGCCCCUUGCAAUCAGCCUUCCUGUAGUGCACCAGCCCCGAGUUCCUCAUCAUCAUCUCAUUGUUCAAACAGAAAAUGCUGGAAAUUCUGGCUCUCUAAUUGGCUGGAGAAACAUUUCAGUUGAGUGACACCUGUCUGAGUGUUGAUGUAUGUUUGGGUUGUUAGAUUAUUUCUGCUGGUUCAUGAUGGUUUAAGAAUGUGAAUGAUUGUUAUUGUUUUAUUAUUGGCAUAAUGUGUGUAGGUUCUGAGGGCUUUUGUUGAAGCUAUCAACUGAAAUGUUUUUUUCUCAAUUAUAUGAGACCAGUCUGUGUUUGGCUGAAGUUGGUUUGUGAGUUGUAGCUUGUCAUUAAGCCACGUUUCCCAUUUUCCCCAAAUUCAACAAAUAUGAAAACAGAGCUAAAGCAGUGUUUGGGCUCUCAGAGACAAUUUGGUACAGGUUUGAUGAGUCUCCAUGAAAAGUUUUUAGUGUAGACCUGGUCUUAUGUGAUCUAAGCACAUGAGAAAGAGUUUUCUUGUUUUUCCUAAAUCCAAAUAUGAUAUCAUGUCUGUGUUUGACAAUCAUAACAACCACAUAAGAGGAAAUAAUCUCCCUAAACACGUGAAUGAUAUAGCUGCCAAUCAGAGGCCGACUUCAGCCCCAUACUUCAGCAGGGAUUCAAGAAACAAAAAUCCACGUGAUGCCAGCAGGAAAGGGGUUUGGAAAAAGCCAAAACCAAACUGCAAAGUGCUUCCUCUCAGCCUCCGUCGAGGCUCAUGUUUGUAGUUAGCGUGUAGAAUAGUUGCAUGUGGUUUGAGAAGCUCGUGGAAACAAAGCCAUACUCUCUGACGGUACAUUAGAUAUGUUUUUGUUUUGUCCUAAUUGUACAAAAAUUGUCAUAAAAAUGGCCAACUACUGAUAACAUAUGGAAAAUACUAUAGAACUACAAAUAGGUAGUUUGUUCAGAUAGCUCACAGAUAACACACCAGUUUAAGAAUUUUUGCUCAUUGUCCUCAAACUCCAGAGUAUUACUGUUAAAUAUGGAGUCAGUUCUCUUGAGAUGGUUAAAAAGAAGCUAUGGGUCCAACCCAGUUUUUCCUGCUGAAACACUAACCUGCAGUGUUGGAAGGCCUUCUGAUGAAGCUGCUGUGACAUGUAGCCUCUUGUAAACCAGUGUUCAUAAAAACAAGCACAUGAUACAGACUGCACUCAUCCAGCUGCUCAGCGGUUUGUGUGAUGCCUUCAGUAACCUAUCUGAUAAGAUAAAAGAAAAUAAUUUUAUAGUGCACGGUCCAAGAGAGAUGACAUUUCAUUUUGUAAACAGAAAAACGGACCACACUUUUUUCUUUCCUUUUUUUAAUAUAUAUAUACUUUAGGUGUUUUUCUUUUUUUUUCCUUUUUUUUUUUUUUUUUUUUUUUUUUUGCUAAAUUUAUGAAUGUCUUUACGUUUUAAUUUCCCUCAAGAUGACAAUCACAUCUGUAGAGAAACAUCUGUAUGUAAGAUAUCUUCAAAUCUGCAGGAUUUGUGACGCUCACUGU